This is a messenger RNA of Podarcis raffonei (Aeolian wall lizard), 3180 nucleotides long. RefSeq names its product NFKB inhibitor interacting Ras like 2 (gene NKIRAS2). NCBI's taxonomy places the organism in Eukaryota, Metazoa, Chordata, Lepidosauria, Squamata, Lacertidae. Bases 253 to 828 code for a protein of 191 amino acids. Gene Ontology annotation, molecular function: GTP binding; GTPase activity. The transcript has 4 exons. Gene Ontology annotation, biological process: canonical NF-kappaB signal transduction. The record is from RefSeq and is a predicted model, not a curated record.
AAAAAGAAUUAGGAAUAGUGGGGCAAAAGUCUAGUGAAAUUUGACACUUCUAUGUGACGUAGAAAAUGUAUGCAAGAUGAAAAUAGCGACCUUUUGGCAACAACAAUGAAAACUUUUCUUUUCUGUGCAAUGGGCAAGAAACGCAUGACUUGGACUCCUUAGCAGGCUUUGAAUAAACAUCCACAAAUUUAUUAGUCGAAUAUAUGAUAGACAAGCUUCUUGCAUUCUUCCUCUUCCCCCACCGACCAGAAGAUGGGGAAGAGCUGCAAAGUGGUAGUAUGUGGGCAAGCGUCCGUUGGGAAGACCUCUAUCCUGGAGCAGCUCCUCUAUGGGAAUCAUGUGGUUGGUUCAGAGAUGAUCGAAACCCAAGAGGACAUUUACGUGGGCUCCAUCGAGACGGACCGGGGGGUUCGGGAGCUGGUGCGCUUCUACGACACCCGAGGCUUGAGGGAUGGGCUGGAAUUGCCCAAGCACUGCUUCUCCUGCACUGAUGGAUACGUGCUGGUUUACAGCAUUGACAGCAAGGAGUCCUUCAAGAGGGUGGAGAUUCUGAAGAAGGAGAUAGACAAGAGCAAGGAUAAAAAGGAGGUUACCAUCGUGGUCUUAGGCAACAAGUGCGACUUGCAGGAGCAGAGACGCGUGGACCACGACGCAGUGCAGCACUGGGCCAAGGCCGAGAAAGUGAAGCUGUGGGAAAUCUCCGUUGCCGACCGCCGGACCCUCAUCGAGCCCUUUGUCUACCUUGCCAGCAAGAUGACGCAGCCGCAGAGCAAGUCCGCCUUUCCGCUCAGCCGCAAGAACAAAAGCAGUGGUUCCGUGGAUGGGUGACUCGGGUGCUGUGCCCGCUGUAUCUCACGGACCUGCAUGCACAUAGGGCUGGCCUUACCUUGAGCCAACGUGAAAAGGGAACACCCAGUAGCAGAUUCCUGAUGAGCCCGUGCUUUCUUUCCUCUCUUUGCAUGUCCCCCCUUCCUUUUUUAAAAAAGGAGAACACCACAAGUACACAGUGGACGCCACUUUUGACUUGAAUGGGGGGGAAAUGUCUGAAGCUGACACCACAUGCCUGAGUCAAGUGCCAACAGAUGUGUUGUGCGAUAGAAAAAGAGCAGCCUUGUUGCAGUCAUGGGCUAGGGGCACAUUGGUGGCUUAAAACACAGUGAGGUUGCUUUCUCCUCACUGUCCGCAUUUUUACAGAGAGAGGGUAGGGAUGUCUUAACCUGAGGCAUGUUACCUGAUUUGUUUUCCUGCACCCAAAGCAAAGUAUCCCAUUCAAUGAAGUUGUCAUCUGAAUGUGCAGUGGCUUUCACAAGUGUACACACCUCAGCUUAUGUUUCCAGUGGGGUGGACGUUGGUUUGAGACGAGGGGGAAACAACACACGGCAGUAUUUCUCAAGAAACUACAGGAUACGGAUGGAUUGCGGCGAACAUGUGUACUUGGCUUCAGACACCAAUGGUGGAAGUGCCACUGGAGUCAGAGAAAGUGGUAAUGUGUACCCAGCCAUACUUGAAUAUUCAACCAUGUUUGGAGCCAUUCUUAUUUUCCAAGCAGCUUUGAUUUUAGCCUUGGAAACCUGUGUUAAGGGUACCAAAUUUUUGCUUUUGAUUUGGGUCCCGAAGAGCAGCAUGAGCAGCAGAGAGGGGAGUCUUCCUUGACCGACCCCAUUUGAGUGGUGACCCUGAUUCAGUUCCCUUCCCUUCCUUCUCCUUCUGCCCACCAAGGGAGGAUGAAUGCUGUAGGGUGAAGCUGCAGGGCUAUGGGGGCAAUGAGGACAGUGGAAUGUGCUGUUCAACAUGGGAGCAAGCUCAUGGCCAAGCUAAUCUGUUAUCUCCCAGACUUCUGGGCUAGCAGGAAAUAUCUGCAGAAAGGCUUGUAUUUGUUUAUUGAGAAGAGAAUGCUGAGUAAUUGCGGAUGGAAGAAAAGCAAACAGUGACAUGCCUUAAGUUCAAGGCCGAUCCUGAUGUGACUGCACUUCCUAACGAUUAGUUUCCAGGCCCAAUUCAGAGUGGUGGUUUUGACCUAUAAAGCCUUAAACGGCUCAGGACCGCAAUAGCUCAAGGACCGCCUCUUUCCAUAUGAACUGACCUGGAUCCUGAGAUCAUCUUCUGAGGACCUUCUUCUUGUGCCUCCUCCUCGAGAGGUCAUGAGAACGGGGCCUUCUCUGCAGUGGCUCCCUUCCUGUGGAAUGCUCUCCCCAGGGAAAUUCGCUUGGUUCCUUCAUUAUACAUCUUUAGGCGCCAGGCAAAAACGUUCCUUUUUAACCAGGCCUUUGUUUGAUUUGAUUGACAUCCAAUGCCCAUUUAAAAUGUGUUUUUGGGGGGAGGGGGUUAUUGGGUUGUUGUUUUUAUUUUGAUUAUAUAUUUUGUGGUUUUAUAUUUUGAUUUUGUUCUGUAAACCGAUCUGAGACCUCCGGGUAUAGGGCAGUAUAUACAAACAAACAAAUAAACAAACAGAAGUAUGGGGAAAGUGUCAUCCCAGGAAUGAGAUUUAACAGUUUGGGAAAGCCGAUUUUGGUUAAAUAGAUAGCUCAGCUGGGUAGAAUGUGGUGCUCACAAUGCCAAGGCCACAAGUUUGAUCCCUGUAUGGGGCAGCUGCAUAUUCCUGCACAGAUGAUCUGCAGGGUCCCUUCCAACUCUGCAAUUCUAUGAUUGUAUAUAUAUUUAAAAACACCCCAGUACAUGGGAUAGGUUUGAUUUUGGACAUCUCAUGAAUAGCUUUUCCAAACAUAGUGACCCUGCUUUCCCGAUCUGGUUUAGGAACAGUUAUAAGCAAUAUCUUGGACAGCUGGCAUCAAAUUAAGACUGCAAUCCUAUACAUACUUACCUGGAAGUAAACUCCACCGCGCGAUGUCCAUGGAAAGAUCACUACUUAGCUGGGGUCAAGAACGAAGGUAUAAUAGUCGUCCAGAGAUCGCUGGUUAUGAUAACGGCUAAUAAGUGUAUUGGAAUCCUUUUAGCUCUGGUGUGUAAAACUAUUAUGAGGAAUGCAGAAUAUAUUAUUACUUCUUUUAUUAAUAGAAGUUUUAGGUUAUUGCACUUUCUUCCUACACACUGAAAACUGGUGUCUUCCAUCAAGGUGAUAGUUAGGCUGCAUGUUUAUUUGGGCAAUAUGCAAAUAUAUGUAAACCAACUGGUUUUGCAAAAUAUCAUUGGCCCCCCAAAAAUAAAUAAAUCUGUAACCAA